AUGUUACAAGAGGAAACAAAUGAAGAGUUCUCUUUUGAAAUUGAGGAUACCUCGGACAGCAUGACAAUGAUUACAGAUCUUCUUGGAUGUCUGUAUGAUCCUGAUAUCCAUGGUGAAGAAUCAAAAGGUUCAGCGGAACUAAUAGAUAUAAUUUAUGUUAAAAGGCUUUCCCCAGAGAUUCCAUUUCAACAAUCUGCAGUUGAUGUUUCUGACUCGCCUGAGAGGAUAUUUCCAGACAUUCUGUGUGAACUAACUAAACGUGAUAAAACUGGUCCGACUGAGAGCUUUCCAGUAGACCAGUUGCAAGCACAGGACUUGUCUCCACUACUUCCUGGUAGUCCAUUUUCAGUGUCCAGUGUUGACCCACAGAUCCAGAAUCAAAGGUUGAUCAUUGGCCGUAUGUUCGUUUUAUGGACUUCAAAAAGUCCGUAAAACUUUGGGUGGAGGGGGCAAUACUCCACACACUUCUCCCCUCAGAUGUUUUGAGGCCGAUUGAUGUCCCAUCUGUGGAGAUGAGAGGGUCUCGUGUAUACUAUCGAUUUACCAAAGAGACAGAGAAGACUUUUAGAGGAAAUGAAAUGAAUGAAUGAAAUUAUACUUUAAAUCACCUCAUCAUUAAAUACCU
Saccostrea cuccullata (small rock oyster) is the source of this 625-nucleotide messenger RNA. RefSeq lists its product as uncharacterized. Bases 1 to 432 code for a protein of 143 amino acids. The record is from RefSeq and is a predicted model, not a curated record. Lineage: Eukaryota; Metazoa; Mollusca; Bivalvia; Ostreida; Ostreidae. The transcript is spliced from 7 exons.